AUGAGAUGUGUACUACGAAGAAGGACUGAAGGAGCCCAGGCGCGCACCAGCCGUCAGGGCCCGCUUAUCCCGACACCGACAAGCGACAAGGCCGCCGCCCCAGAGGCCAGCCAGAGCCCGCCCGACCACGGGCAAGUGGGUGAGCGUGGGAAGGAAAUGAUUGAGGGCGCGGCGCAUCACUUCCGCUCCCCCUCACCCCGCUGCGCGCCUCCGCUCCGUCGUCCUCCGCGGAGGCUGGCUGAGCCGGCCGCGCAGCGCAGGCGCCGUGGGCCUCCUCGAGCCGCUAAAGAUAAUCAGAACAAGCUGUUCGAGAGUUUGCUGGCAAUAUAUGACGAAGACACACCAGACCGCUGGCAGAAGAUUGCACAGGCAGUUGGCGGUGGAAAGUCAGUUGAGGAUGUGAAGAGGCACUACCAUAAGCUGCAGACGGACCUUCAGGACAUUGAAUCUAGAGGAGGCUGUCAAGGAUCCAACCGCAGUAGCUCUGGUGGUAGCAGCAGCAAUGGCAGUUCUUGGUGCAAGACCAAUGAUGACAAGAGUCACUUGAGUUUGAAGCUCGUUUGGUCGAUUCCUUACUUUAUUUGUUCCAUUGUCCACCUAGAUUAUCUUUCUCACCCUAAUAUGCGACAUACCUUUUUAGCUUACCUAAGUGUAUGCACACGUGGGCCCAGUCUUGACUAUCCUUAUCAUAUGUUUUCCAAAAGGAUGAGGUACCUCAAACCGCAGUGAAUGUGGUCUUGUCAUGGAAGAGCUUAUCCCUAGAGCGUGAAGCAGCAAUCGGUCCUGCGAAGCAUGAUUGGUGCUUUACGAAAGAUGAUGUUACCUAUGCUAUUUCGUGGCUUCCAUCCAUGUUUAUGUGUGUACAAAUAUCAUCUUUGUCUUCCAUUAUCUAAAAAAGAUAUAUCAUCUUUGAGAUAUGGUGUAAAAGACAGCUGUCGAUAGUAGACAAGUAUACACAAUAGUAGUAACAUAGUUAUGGCCGGUUUGCUGUAUUCUACUACCUGACAGUGGUGUGCAGUGUGCUAUGCGCUGGUGAUAAUAAAUCUGCGGUUCCUUCCUUGUGUGUA
Panicum hallii is the source of this 1067-nucleotide messenger RNA. RefSeq lists its product as uncharacterized. The record is from RefSeq and is a predicted model, not a curated record. Bases 1 to 729 code for a protein of 242 amino acids. Lineage: Eukaryota; Viridiplantae; Streptophyta; Magnoliopsida; Poales; Poaceae. Gene Ontology annotation, molecular function: DNA-binding transcription factor activity. The transcript has 4 exons.